AUGGAGACUGCUACAAACAUGUUCUCCUUAUUAAAGGGUGAUGGCGAGGGAGAGGUUGAGGGUUCGACAAUCAUCAAUACACCAAAGUUGAUGCAAAAACAAAAGAAGUCGAUGGAAAAAGAGGAGAGGGAGCAAAAGAUUUUCAUGGAGAAGCAAAAGAAGUUGAAGGAACAAGAGGAGAGGGAGAGAAAACAAUCUGAACUGACUAACAUGUUCAUGCAAGUCUUGCCUUUCAAGUUUCCUCAUCAUCAAUCGAGGAGCUCGGCGAAUCGUAGACAACAAGAUCAGAACCGCUACAAUGGUGCAGCAUCUAAGAAGGAAGCAAAGGACCAUGGUACCGAAGGGUCUAAUAUCUCGGAGAAGGACCACGGUGAAGGGUCUAAUGUCUCGGAGAAGGACCAUGGCAGGGAAGCAAAGCAACCAGCUAGCAGUGAUGAUAAGAAGAGUAAUCUCUCCCGAAAGGACCUUGGUGGUGAUGGGGCAGAGAAGGUUGAUGGUGAUAACAAGGACAAUGGAGCUGAAGGAGAUAAUGUCGUUGAUUCCAAGAAUUCGAAGAAAUCCAAAAAGAAGAAGGACAACAAGACGAAACGAGGAGCUGAUGAUAAAUCUGUAAAGAGUGACAAGAACGAAGAGGAUUAUAGAAACGUGAUGACUCUGGCAGAGUAUGAGAAGGAGCUUGAGAAGAGGAAGGCUUUGAAAUCUGACGAAAAGACUGAUGAAGAGAGAAAAGAAGAAACUCUUGACAACGCUUUGGAACCUGACCAAAAGACCGAAGAGAGAAAGGUAACUCCUGACGAGGAUUUUGAGUCGAUGCAACUUUUGCAGAAAGAGAGUGACGAUGAUGGCCUAUUCAUCAAGGUGGUAAGUAAACAUGUCAAGAGCGCCCAUCUUGCAUCACAACAAGAGAGCCAAAGGCAUAACGGUGGCUUUCAGCGAGGUGGCCAAAGACCUAAUGGUCAUCCUCGACAUGAGAGUAAGCGACCCAGUAACGGGUAUAGGCAUGAGAAUCGGAGGCCUAAUGGUGGCCGACAGUUCAUUAAUGGAGAGAGCCCUGUUGAUGCCCCUCAAUAUUAUGGAGAAAGACCGAAUGCUGGCCAGAAGUUUAAUGGAGAAAGACCCGAUAGUGGCAAUGGUGGCCGCAGAUGCAACGGGGAGAGGCCUAACAGCAGCCAAGGUAAUGGCGGUGAUGGAGAAAAGCCCUACGGUAGAGGGGAAAGCAAGGGGCCUAAUAGAGAUCAAGGCAAAAGGCCUCCUUCAUUCAGUUACAAACGCAAUGGACCAGUUCCUGCCCUAACCCUUAAGGAUACAACGAAAUUUCCUGACGUUGAAGAUACCAAUCAAUUUCCUGCCCUUGGAACAGCCAGAAAAGCAUGA
Messenger RNA from Dovyalis caffra, 1374 nucleotides. The record is from the annotation of a GenBank genome assembly. NCBI's taxonomy places the organism in Eukaryota, Viridiplantae, Streptophyta, Magnoliopsida, Malpighiales, Salicaceae.